Molecule: messenger RNA, 1197 nt
Organism: Meyerozyma guilliermondii ATCC 6260
Lineage: Eukaryota; Fungi; Ascomycota; Pichiomycetes; Serinales; Debaryomycetaceae
Exons: 1
Coding region: 1-1197 (398 amino acids)
Source: RefSeq, a predicted model, not a curated record
AUGUCGCGAUAUACCAUCAGCCGACUACCACCAAAAGUAUUGCAUCUAUUCAACAUUUACGAACGCGCCUCCAAUGCUCUACAGCCGCUCGACAAAGUGGUGGGUAUAAGUGACCUCAUUAAUCGUAAUUCUCCAUUCUACCAUAAUUUUUCAAGACAAAAACUUGUACAUAAUACCGCUAAAGAUUUGCAGAUGGAUACCAACGAUUAUCCUCCAUUGAUUUCACACAUUAUUCAACCUUUGUUUACCGGUCAAAUUGGGCUUCCGAAUAUAGAGAGCCGAUCUACCGAUGAAAUAUUCAAAACUUUUGGCCAAUUGGACGAAACAAUAGACACUAAAUACACUUCUACGACGAAAAGGUAUACCGAUUUCCAGGCACGAAUAUUGAACUCACUCGCUUCAUUUUACAACCCAAUGCAAAAAGUGCCCAAUGUUCCGGCAGUAGGGAACACAUAUCGAUGGUAUUCGAGAUUAUUGAACGACACCCCGAUUCUCAUCAUACUCAAACAGAAAAAUCGGCUCUUUUCUCAUUCUUCAUUGCAUCAAAUUAACAAGCCGUUUUCAGACCUCAAAUCUCAAAUUGACCUUCUCAAGUCGAAAAUCGCGACCACUCGCAACUUGAACAACUCUCGGUUCAAAACUUACCAUCUUUUUGACAUUCCAUCUACAGAUAUCCUAUCUCUUGCGGUGAAAAAUGCACACCCUCAAUUUAGCGGAAACGACGAAUUUUGCAAUUUUCUCGCUGGUGCUCAGAACGUGGCUAUCGUGAACGACGGAGCCCACGACCUCAAUUCCAUGGAAAACCAAUAUCCCAUCAAUGAGCUAUACCAAGCCUUCUUAAAUGGGAUAGAUGUGGCUGAAAUAUUCCCAUACGACCUCACCUUCAACUCUUUGUAUGGCAUCACAAUUGAGUCUCUGAUGCUUCCGCACUUUGACAGGUCCAUCCUUGAUAUCCUCGAAAAGUUUGAGGAUGAAUUCGAGGUUUCUUUGGCGAGAUUUUCGCUAGGAUUUCCAGAAGUUGCAAAAUUCUUCGAGGCCGAAGUUGCUGCAAAGGAGUCCGAUUCCAACUACGAUAACCUUCUUCAACAGACAAAACAGUCCAAGAGUAACGUAGCCACGCUCGCGGAGUAUAUGGGCCAAUCUGGGCUCACCAGAGUGGAACUGGGCCACAAUUGCAUAUAUCUAGUAAAGCCAUAA